This is a messenger RNA of Oncorhynchus tshawytscha (Chinook salmon), 4293 nucleotides long. Its product is annotated as zinc finger protein 507-like. The transcript has 7 exons. Gene Ontology annotation, cellular component: nucleus. The coding region runs from base 250 to 2157 and encodes 635 amino acids. NCBI's taxonomy places the organism in Eukaryota, Metazoa, Chordata, Actinopteri, Salmoniformes, Salmonidae. The record is from RefSeq and is a predicted model, not a curated record.
ACCAAUAAGAAGCCUUCUCUUUAGUGCGAAGUUAACGUAACCAGGCUUAGUGAAAGGAAGUGUAGUGACCAAGAACAAGUUCCACGUUAGCGUUUUUGUUAUUUAGACGUUUAUUGGCACCGUUGAACUCAAAAUAUGACAUAUGUAACCGCGCUGCACAUACUUACCCCAGGUAGUCUUUAAUUCGCGUUGGAGACGGAACUUGGUUGAUGAUGUUAUCUAGCUAGCUGCUAACGUUCGCUAACAACAAUGGCUGACUGUAUGAUUUUUCACACUCAAAUUGCCUCCAUCAUGGAGAUGCUAGCGAAUACAGCCGUGGCAGAGAUCUGUAAACUCGUAGACGACGACUAUGCAGUGUUUCGUUUGGAAAUAACUCAAAGCCAGAAAGAAAACAGGGGAUUGCGGAGGAAACUACAACAAUUGGAAUUGAAGGUGGCACGGGAGCGCGCAGAGAGGACAAUACGAGAGCGCGUCCUCACCAGUCGUCCCAGUAGUGUCAAGAUCCUUGACCGAUGCAGAGGAAUGGCAAGAGGUGAAGGGCCUCUCACUGGAGGCCACAGGAACUUUGUGAAGCCAGCAGGACACAAUACAUGGAGAGAUGACCAACCAAUCACUGUUGAUGAGGGGAGUGGAACCUCAACCCAGCACAUUAUUGUGAUAGAGUCUUCAGAUGCAGAGGCUGCAGGUCCUGGGGUCAAGCUGGAGAUGUCUGAAGGAGAGGUGGAACCACAGGACAGCAGAGACAUCCAGACUGGAGCAAUGGCUGGAGUGGCGCACCCUGUAGUCACUGAGGACCUCGCCACCGCUGCAGCGGCCCAGACCAGGAUCGGACGCAGCAUCACGGAGGAGGAGGGUCCAGAGGUGCUGCUGGUGAAGGAGGAGGGCUGUGAGGAAGGUCUGGGGAACCCAGAGGGGACCAUGGUCGUAGAGGACAACCAGACUACACCACCACCUGAACCCACAGAGGAACCAGCUGAGCAGCACAGGACCACAUACAGUCUCACCAAGUCAGUAGACAUGGAGGAUGGGAAGCCUGAUCUGCUGCUGGUCAAAGUGGAGACAAUAGAAGACGGACCAGAGAGCAUUGACCUGCUGAGUGGAUUAAAGAUGGGGGAGCAAGGUGGUUGGCUGGAGGCUAACAGAGGAGACUGGGAAGCCAUCUUGGAUUCCCAGACCCAGACUGGUGCAGCCAAGGGCCCAGGGGACAACAUCACUGAGCAGGCCAGGACCAGAGGUGACAUAGUGGAGUCUGCAGUCCAUGAGGAUCUGCUGAUAUCCAGUGUUGUUGGUGUGAGAGACUGGACCUCUGAAACAGCUGGUCACAAACCCUGGCACCGGAUCAGAACCCUGGAUCAGGAGCCUUCGCUCUUACUUCCCGAGUCAGAACCGGGACCGAACCACGAAGGACAGAGACUCCACCACCACGCAGAACACAACCAGUGGACAGGUGGAUUGAAUAUCCUAAGUCCUGGUGGUCAUCAGAGAGACCAAGGAUCCAGUCUGCAGCCCAGAACCUUCUCUUCACAGACUCAGUGCAGGGAUGAAGCAGGGCCUGGGGCUGAUAGAGAUAGACCCUCCUGUUCCUAUGAUACAAACACCACAGUAUCCAUGAUGAACAGAGCAGGUCACCCUGGGCGUCAGCCUUCAGAGAGAGUGGUGGGAGAUCCAUCUGGUGGUAGUCUAUCAGCAAGUCUGUCUUCUCCUUCAGGAUCUUGUCUAAUUCCUGAUGAUUGGGUUCAUAGUAAGCCUGGACCUGGGUCUAGCCUUCCUCAGCUACCUCAUGGUUACCCCAUGAAUACAGACAAGGUCAGGAUGGGUGUUCACCACGAGAGGUACCUAGCCUAUAACACAGCAGACAAUUCUAACAACACCCAAACAAUGGCUAGAGGUCAAGGACGGAGCUCAAAUACUCCUGCUUCUACCUUCUCUGGUGUCAUUGGGUCACAACGUGGGGGGCCGAGCGUUAGGACUGAUGCCAACAAGCCGUAUGCCUGCCCCACGUGUGGGAAGUGCUUCGCUGAAGCGUACUAUGUGAAGAUGCACCAGACCGUUCACACCAAGGAGAGGCCCUUCAAGUGCAAACUAUGUUACAAGAGCUUCUCCUUCCUGACUAACCUGAUCAGACAUAGGAGUGUCCACAAUGGGGAGAAAUUGUAGCAGUGUGGCUUGAUGUACACAGGGGAUAUCUGAGAACCAUUCUUUAGCUGACAGAUUAUAGUUAUAAUCAACCACUUACCCUUCAUUAACCCUUUUGUUAACUUGUCAUUUGAAACAGGCUAGUAAAUACCUUGUUUUUAGAGAAAUUGUAAACCUAGGCUAGAACUAGAAGAGUUGAAUAUUUACCUUACUGGAGGUGAUGUAGUCAUAUUAUUUUCUAUUCUGUUCUAGCUAACACUUCUUUCUAAACAAGUGUGCUCUCAGCUUGAAAGAUACUGAUCAUAGGAUAUCUGAUGUGUAAUGUCAUAAGAAGUACCGUAUUUCAAAGAACAGCAAGCAUACCUUUAACAUUUAACCACACCCUUUGGGGUAUGACGCAAACCAAUAAGAUACAUUCUCUUCAGAGUAAACGGAGGUAGGUGGAAAUGGGAAGAGAGGACUCUGACACAAUGGCGGAAACUGAUGUUUUGUUUGAAACUGCUGGCGAGUGAAGAUGACAGUGAGAAUGAGUGGGUUUCACUGGCGAAAAAGAAAGGAAACAAGAGAUGUAAAGUUGUGGUGGACAAUAGGAAACUCUUAGACUGGUUUUUGAUCGGAGUGAGGGUUUUGGACCAAUGGAACCUGGGAGAUCCAUUUGAACUGGCGUCAGAGUCACAAGAAGAGGGGUUAUUUAGUUGUUUUUUUGUGUGUUGAGAAAUGACAGGUGUCUCAGUCAAUGAGAGAAGACUUGAAAUAGACAAGAUGGCGGCGUACACAUUGUAUUUAUUUUAAUAACAGAGCAUUUAUCUCAAUUCAAACGGACCCCUUGCAACUGGACACAUCCUGUUUCCACGAAUUGAGGACGAAGAAAAGUAUCUGUGCUACACCACACAGUACCUAUCCUGUAACACCCAUUAAUGGAUACCACAAGUAUUCGGAUGAGUCACAUCUGGUGUAACAAUCUGUAGCUAAGGAUGUACAAGGAAUCCUGUACAUUAAGGUACUGCCCUCACAGGCCCCUGAACCUGUGUAUGGAUUUGAUUUGGAUUGGACUGUGAGUGACUAAAUAAGUGGGGUGGUUUUAAUUGAUCUAUAUUUGUAUUUCGUGUAUUGUCACCCCUGUGGUCCACACAGGCAGAGGCUGUUCACCUGUACACACAGCGGGAAGAGGUACUCAGAGAGGAGCUACCUCAGGAUACACCAGCAGAAAAACCAUUCCACUCUAUAACAUAGAAAGUAACCAUUCCACUCGAUAGCUUCUGACAUUUAGAUCAAACCCUGCAUUAAAGACAGAUGAAUGUUCAUUGUUGUCAUCAAAAGGAAACCGCACACUACUCUUGAUAGUAUCACUGCUAUUUAUUAAGCUUACGUGUCGGCCUUCGUCAGAGCUUUUGUGAUUUAAAAAAAAAGUGCACUUUUCUUUAAAAAACAAGGACACUUCUAAGUGACCCCAAAUUUAUGAACGGUAGUGUAAGAGUGACCAACUCUUUGUGUCUUGGGCAUCCCCCUGUAAGUGCUGAUCUAGGACCAGAUUUGCCUUUUAAAUCAUAAUGAAUAAGACAAUUGAUCCUCAAUCAGCACUCCUACUCUGACCCUUUGUGGAUACAGGCCAAGGUCUUCAAUAAUUUUUAGUGUGGGACCACACCUUUUGAAUUAUCAAACCAUUUAAGUGUCAAGUAAUCAAAUUAACUAAGACAUUUUGCAUAGUAUCAAAUCAACUAACAUGAGGUUCUCAGAGGGGAGCUACCUCAGGAAACGCACACGGCCCAUGUAUAGAGUGAUAUGUAGUACUAGUUUAUUUGUAGUUCAUUCUGGUGGAUUUGGAUAUUGUAUGGAACUGAAUGAGGUGAACUGAGGAAAGAAUGAGUAUGAUGAUAUGACAACUAUGUCCCUUUAGGUUGAUACUGGUGUUUUAUAGUGAGAUAAUGAUAGUGCCUUAAUUCAUGUUUUCUUGACAUGAAGUAGAGAAGCUGUGUGUAAAAUAAUGUUGAACCUUUUCCAAAGUAUUCUAAAAUUCAUUCUUUCAAAGUGAGGGUACCAGAUUUACAGAAAAGGUAGUGUUGCCAUAGUGUCACAUAUCAGUCUGUUCAAUAAAAGUACUGUACUUCACGUUAUGUGAUUGUAUGACCAUUUUGUCGAAAUUAAAUACAAAAUUGA